Messenger RNA from Trichoderma atroviride IMI 206040, 1113 nucleotides. RefSeq lists its product as uncharacterized. The record is from RefSeq and is a predicted model, not a curated record. NCBI's taxonomy places the organism in Eukaryota, Fungi, Ascomycota, Sordariomycetes, Hypocreales, Hypocreaceae.
AUGACCAUCAUCCAGGGCUACGGCCAGAACGAAGAAAACGACGAAGGCUCGCCCUGGUUGGGUCGUAUCAAGUUCGAGCCUCGUGUCCGCAAACAUGUAAAGGCGAACGCGCCCAUUGAGCUUGUUCUACCCGCUUUCCCUUGGAAGAGUGUCAACAAGGUUGAGAAAGUCCUUGGCGCUGUGCCCGACUUGGGCGAAGAGUUGGGUUUGGGUCGUCUUCAAAACCUCUGCGAAGAUAUCCAAUCCAUCUACCCGCCUGGAGCGUAUGUCACCGUCACCUCAGACGGCCUUGUCUACAAUGAUCUCCUAGGUAUCUCCAACGAGGAGGUAUACGAGUAUGGUGGUGCUCUCCGACGAAUGGCUGAAGAGAAAGGCUAUGAUCGUCUCAAGUUCAUCCGUAUUAUGAACCUUUUGGGUCUUACCGACAGCCCGCACAUGACCAAGGAGGAGUACUUGGCAUGUGUUGAUGACUCGCGAAAGAUGCUUGUGGAAAAGUAUCUCCCUGCAGACUUUGACGCUCGCGAUGCCAUCCUGAACGACGCCGAUAUCAACCUGACCUACUGCGGCUACAUCAUCUUCUUGAGCAAAGAUAUGCGCCACAGCCCAAUCACCGCUGGUGUCACCACCAAGCGAGAAUACAGAACGGUCGUUAAGCGAGUUGCGCACGACAUGAUUACUCGAGGCAAGGCCUUUGCUGCUGUUAUCGAAGACCGUCUCCCCGACUACGUUCGCCUUUCCAUCCACCGAUCUACAGGUCUCAAUAAGCUCUCUUUCCCUCUCGUUCCACAGCCCAACCACUUCUCCAUGACUCCUUGGCACUGCUGCAUUGCUGUUACUGCCAAGGGCCAGUUCCGCACUGCUCACGCCAUUGAGCUGCGCGAGACGCACGACGUAAUCGAGCAAAACGGUCGACCUUACUACUACAGAGAUCGCUCUGAUGUGUGGAAGUGGAAUGUGCCGGUUGAGUUUGAGUUCUUCUAUCCCAGGGGCAUCUACGUGAGGGCAAAGACUGCUGAGGGUGAAGCUGCUCCUAAGCUAGGUCCAAACGAGCUUGCCAAGAUCAAAGAGCUGGGCAAAGGUUUCUCUCCUGUUAUUCCUACAGGUUUUGCUUAG